AUGUCUGAAGAAAACAAAUUAUGGAGUGUUGUUGAAUUUGACGAUGACAGCAUCCAUAUUGUCCCUAAAAAUUGGUUUUUGGACAAAUCAAAAUGUUAUUGGCCUACUCAAGGAACAUUUAAAACGAUCAACAGUUACAUAAAAUCAGUUAAAAAAAUGGCUAGCCCUGAUGACAAUUGGCCUGUAUUUGAAGCUCAAAUACUUGCAAGCUCUGAUGAUUUUGAUGUUGCAUUCAAGAAACUCAAAAAAGCAGAAACUCAUACUGAUUUAGCAACAGAUGCCGAACAAGACAAGCUUAGCAGAAAUUUAAGGCACAGAAAAAGAACAAUAAGUUCAUUGUCGUCAAGUGAUGAAGAUAUAACAUCCAAUAUUACAUUAGCUAAAUUACCUGCUGUACCAAAACCACCUUCAAGUGGUACAUCAGAUAUAGACCAAAAAAAGUUGGCUUCUGGAACUGAACAGUUUUCCAAAAAAAGUAGAUCCUCUGCGAAAAAACCUGUAUCAUACGACUAUGAAGAAAAUGUCCGUCAAACUUUAAGUUACAAUAGUGAAACUUCUACUGACUAUCAAACUAAUUUAAAACGUAGCCAGCCAGCUAGUACAAAUUAUGAUGAUGAACCUUACAGUGGCCAUUCUGCAUCUCACUCAAAACGUAGCCAGCCUAGUACAAAUUAUGAUGAUGAACCUUACAGUGGCCAGUAA
This is a messenger RNA of Macrosiphum euphorbiae (potato aphid), 702 nucleotides long. NCBI's taxonomy places the organism in Eukaryota, Metazoa, Arthropoda, Insecta, Hemiptera, Aphididae. The record is from the annotation of a GenBank genome assembly.